Messenger RNA from Orbilia oligospora ATCC 24927, 951 nucleotides. RefSeq lists its product as uncharacterized. Lineage: Eukaryota; Fungi; Ascomycota; Orbiliomycetes; Orbiliales; Orbiliaceae. The transcript has 2 exons. Bases 1 to 951 code for a protein of 316 amino acids. Gene Ontology annotation, cellular component: extracellular region. Gene Ontology annotation, biological process: carbohydrate metabolic process. The record is from RefSeq and is a predicted model, not a curated record. Gene Ontology annotation, molecular function: cellulose binding.
AUGAAGAUUACUUUUGUCCUCGCCACUGUUGCACAGUUGGCAUCAGCACAUUACUUCUUUGACACCAAUAUCAUCAAUGGAGUCAGCCAACCUCUUAAUAAAUAUGUGCGAGCCUCGACUAGGGCUAUUAAGUACAACCCCAUCAAAUUCUCCUCCAACCCGGCCGCAGAUAUCCGCGAUAAUUCACACAUAGACGGACCUGAUGCCCGCUGCAAUCAGGGUGCCUUUUCCAGCGCCGGAAGGACUGAGAUCUUAACCGUUACUGCUGGUUCUGAGGUCCGUUUCAAGCUCGGUGUCGGGGCUACUAUGCAACAUCCAGGACCCGGCUUUGUCUACAUGUCCAGAGCCCCAGGUGAUAACGUCAAGGCGUACGAUGGAUCUGGCGAUUGGUUCAAGAUCUUCCAGGAGGGUGUUUGCAAUUCAGGUGGCGACUUUACCACCAACGCCUGGUGCACAUGGGACCGCAAUUGGAUCGCUGCUAGAAUCCCAGCGAACACUCCCAACGGCGAGUAUCUCGUCCGUGUCGAGCACAUCGGUAUCCAUCGCUCCCAUGUUAAUCAGCCCGAACACUUCGUCUCUUGUAUGCAAGUCAAAGUCACUGGCGGUGGUAACGGCGUUCCCGGCCCUCUCGUAAAAUUCCCAGGUGUAUACAAAUCCACCGAUCCAUACGCCAACUUCAGCAUCUACGGUGGCCACAAACCCUUCCAAUUCCCAGGCCCAGCAGUCUGGAGCGGCUCCGGCACUUCCAACCCUGUAGCUACCACUACUAGAGCUGCAACUACUACUACUAGAGCUGCAUCUGCGCCUACUACUACCCCCGCUUCUGGAGGAUCUGGAGCUAAAUCUUCUCUUUGGGGACAAUGCGGCGGUAAUGGAUGGACUGGUCCUAAGACUUGCGCUCAAGGUCGUUGCGUUGUUUCCAACGCUUGGUACAGCCAGUGCAUCCCAUAA